This is a messenger RNA of Cetraspora pellucida, 1755 nucleotides long. NCBI's taxonomy places the organism in Eukaryota, Fungi, Glomeromycota, Glomeromycetes, Diversisporales, Gigasporaceae. The record is from the annotation of a GenBank genome assembly.
AUGGCUUACUCUCUUCUAUACCGUUCGUCAUACCAGAAACAAACUUACCCAAUUUGUACAUUUCGAAGAAUCGCAAGGAAUAUCAUUGCGUGUUUGUUACUUGCGUUUCUAAUCGCGAUACUAUUAAGUCACCUAAAUAGUUUCCAUAUCAAUCCAACUUCCUUACAUAUUCAGGAAUUCAGCAAACAUAAAACGAAUAUCGGUAAUAUUAGUAACAUCGUAGUUGUCAUUGAUGGAGAUCAACAGGCAAACAGUUUACUGCCUAUUUAUUGUAAACUGACUAAGAGGACAGAAAAUGUAUACACACAUGUAAUUGUUACUGGCCAGGGUCGUGGAAUAAGCGGUGCAAAAUUAAUAAGGCUCAAUACUUUAGUUCCAAAUUGUGACGUGUCCGUAUACGACCUAGGUAUUUCUGUCAACGAAAAUAUCUUACCGUUGGUAUUUCAAGGAAUAAGUCAUGUGUUGGGUCAAAUUCGGCCAGAUGUUUUGAUUUAUAUAAAAGAUCCUGAAAAUGAAGCGAUGCGUGGUGUUAAUGCCGCGUUUGUUGCCGCUUCUCAAACAAUCAGUAUUACAAAGAUUGCAAUACCCAUUGAGCAUACGAAACAUUUAAUGUGGAUAACUGAUUUAUCUAUCGAGGCGCUUAAAAAUUGGAAUACACCAAAUAUUCAGAUACAAGUAAUCACACAAAAUCGCCCUGAAUCUCUAGAGCGCCUCAUGCAAUCUCUCAAUUCAUCCAUUUAUUUUGGUGACGAUGUAUAUCUCACUAUAAAUGUUGAUCGAAAGGCUGAUCCUGUUACCAUUAAAUAUUGUCAAACAUUUAAAUGGCCUUUUGGUUAUUUGAGCGUUCGACAUCGCGUAGUACAAGGUGGUUUGAUAGCUUCCGUGGUGGAGUCUUAUUAUCCUACAACCAAUGAUGAAUAUGCAGUAAUAUUAGAAGAUGAUAUUGAGAUUUCUCCGUUCUUCUACGUAUGGUCAAAAUACACAAUCUUAAAAUAUAAAUAUGGUGUUGACCGGAGUUUAUCCGGCAGAAUGUAUGGAGUCAGUCUUUACGAUACAAAAUUCAAUGAAAUACAUGCGGCUGGUCGUAGACCAUUUAAUCCUGCUCACGUUUUGAAAGACACAAAAUACCCAAACCAAUCUCCAUAUCUUAGUCAAAACCCUUGUAGUUGGGGUGCUUUAUUUUUCCCUGAAAUAUGGCGCGAAUUUCAUACUUAUCAAAAUGCUAGAUUAAGAAAUAAAAGACAACGUAAGGUAGUUGUUCCAAAUAGUAGAUCAAAUAGUUGGGGUAAAUCUUGGAAACGUUAUCUUAUCGAGCUUGCGUAUUCUCGUGGCUACGUAAUGCUCUAUCCUAAUUAUAAAGAUUCUGUCAGCUUUUCCACUAAUCAUGCUGAGAAAGGUGUUCAUUUUCAUCUCUCAGGAGAGAGAAAAAGGUUAUGGCUCCUUCCACUGAUGAAAGAGGAUAUUUUAUUGGAAGGACUACCUGAUGGUCAUUUGCCAAGCUACAAGGAUUUACCAGUUAUGGAUCUUUGGGGAAGAGUUGUAUCGACAGAAGAAUUAAUUCGGCGAGGACGCAAGUUUCACUCGAAAAUUUCGCAAUGUCCUCCCAGAAAUGAUGAUAAACUCACAUAUGAUCCCCAAGACCUAUUAUGUGUGAAGAAUAAUGGUAGUACAAUAAAGAAUGAACGAAUAACCGAGAAGAAAAAUUCUGUUGAAGAGCCAAUAAUUGAAGAAAAUGUAGAAAAUAAUUUAAUAUAA